CAAACCUGCCUCAUUUAGUCUUAACCGGAAUUCACCAAAUCGCCGGAAGCAUGGACGAAUUUUUCGUGAGCCUCCCACGAAUAAUGCGUAUGCAUGGAUUUGCAGUCAUUCCUGUCAAAUUCAAUAUGGACUGCUUUGCUGGUCAUAACCUUUUUGUGAAGGAUCACAACUUAAGCCGAGAAGUAGACCCAAGAAGACCAAAUGACAGGACGUUAUAUGUUGUGAAUGUGCCUCCAUAUUAUAAUGAGGAGAGUCUAAGAAGAAUUUUUUGUGAUUACGGAAAGAUUCUUCAAGUUAUUAUACAGGAUGAAUUAUCCUUGUCAACCAAUAAUGAUGGAGAGUCUAAGUUUUUUAAGAAGAUUGAGACAGCAAAGGGAUUCUCUGCUGCUUAUGUGGUUUUCAACCAGGCUGGAUCUCUAAAAACAGCCAAACAAAUGUCGCUUGGCCAACCAAGAGUUCUUUCAACAGGGGAGAAACGUGUAUAUGCUGGAAUGAACAAAUGGUUACCAGAGUAUGCAGCAUAUCACACGUUGGAUACAACAGAGCUACAAAAAGAUAUAGAUAAAUACAUGGCUGACUUUGACAAGAAAAAACUGGAGGUAGAAGAACAUGAGAAGACAAUGGAUGGUGUGCCAGAUGAAUAUGGCUGGGUAACAGUGACAAGGCAGGGCAAAAACAAGGGCAUACCCCGAACAGAAGCUGCUGAGAAAAAGAUUUUGGCUAAAGAGAAAAAGAUGCGCAAAGAAAAGGAACUGUUAAACUUUUAUUCAUUCCAAACAAGAGAAUCCAAAAGGGAACCAUCCUGUCCCCUCCGGCGAAGUAUCCUCAGUGGGCUGACUGUGUUCUCGACCGUCGGUGCAAAGAUGAUGCCAUCCGAUCGCUCACGCACAACAUUAAUUGUUGUAAUCCUCAUUACUGAAGUGAAACGAGACCAGCUACCAUCGGUUUUCUCUGGAGGCAUUGUCCUGCUGUAGGGCGAGUGGUAAGAGUGACCAACUUGAAAUCCACGGCUUGGCUUUUUGCUUAGUUAUAGGCAUCUUGAGUUGAAGUUUACUCUGUGGAGUCCACAUGUAAAGUGACCCCCAGGGCAUACUUAGUUGAAGCUUGAGGAUAUUGGGAUGGUUCAACAUUGUGCUUCUCUGUACUGAUGAGCUGCUUAGAUAAACAAAUACCUUAGCCAUAACAAAAGUCAUAUCCUAAUGAAAAACAAACAUUUGGUAGGCCUACACAUGUGUCCUCCGAUCUUUCAAGUUGAGAAUGUGAGAAAAUGAGGUUUCUCAGGGUCAAAGGGGUUCACUUUGAAUUGGCCACACAUGCUCUUUACUGGCCAUAUGAAGUUUAAACUUGAUAGGUAGGCAAGUGUGAAUCUGAAGUAAUCUGGAAUUGUGACUUUUUGAAAAUUCAGACUCAGUGUUGUAGAGAUUCUACAAUUUCUAUAAUCCGUUGUCAUGGUAACUGCCCAAACUUAGAAACCUGGCCCUGGGACAUCCAGCAAUGACCAUAUGAACUCAAAAACUCUUAUUUCUAAUAAUGUAUAUAUCCUUUAUUUCAAACUAACAGUGCUUAGUAGGAUUUAAUAAUUUUUAACAGAAAUAUUACAUGUUGGGUAUUUGCCACGCCCACAUCACUUCAACAUAGAAUUUGAGGCCGGACAUAGCAAGAAGAUGAACUCGAAUAAAAAUUUUACAAUUCAAUAUAAUUCAAAAAUUCCUUUUGCACAGUAAUGUGGACAUCUAGGGGAAUCUGAAAACAGCAGAACA
Molecule: messenger RNA, 1760 nt
Organism: Lineus longissimus
Lineage: Eukaryota; Metazoa; Nemertea; Pilidiophora; Heteronemertea; Lineidae
Product: ribosomal RNA-processing protein 7 homolog A-like
Exons: 8
Coding region: 51-974 (307 amino acids)
Biological process (GO): rRNA processing; ribosomal small subunit assembly
Cellular component (GO): CURI complex; UTP-C complex
Molecular function (GO): RNA binding
Source: RefSeq, a predicted model, not a curated record